GGGACAGGUAGAGUCUGAAGGACACUGCAAAGCUUCAGCAGUGUAAAGGUGUAUCAGGUGAUGCUGUCAGGAUGUCUGAUGGGAAGCAGCGAACACUGUCCACUUCUGGAGAGUCUCUGUACCAGAUCCUUGGCCUGGAGAAAGGCUGCAGCCAUGAGGAUGUCAAGAAGUCCUACAGGAAGCUGGCCUUGCGGUUUCACCCAGAUAAGAACCCAGACAACCCAGAGGCAGCGGAGAAGUUCAAGGAGCUGAACAGUGCCCACGCUGUUCUUUCCGACUUCACCAAGAGGAACAUCUAUGACUCAUAUGGCUCUUUGGGACUCUAUGUGGCCCAGCAAUUUGGAGAGGAUAAUGUCAACACCUACUUCAUGCUGUCCACCUGGUGGGCCAAGGGUCUGUUCCUGCUCUGUGGGAUUCUGACUGGAUGUUACUGUGGCUGCUGUCUCUGUUGCUGCUGCAACUGCUGCUGUGGAAAACUUAAACCAACUGCCACUGAUGAAGGGGCGGAGCCUGAGUAUGUGUCCCCAGAUGACUUGGAGGAGGAGAUCCGCAACAAUCCUGACAAUGAUGCUGAAACUCCGAUGGUCCACCAGCCGACCAACGCCAGUGAGAAGACCCAGCUAAUUGGUGAUGGUCAGCGCAGAUACAGAGACACGUACACCUGAAGCUGAAUUACCAGACUGGG
Nematolebias whitei (Rio pearlfish) is the source of this 685-nucleotide messenger RNA. Its product is annotated as dnaJ homolog subfamily C member 5-like. The record is from RefSeq and is a predicted model, not a curated record. NCBI's taxonomy places the organism in Eukaryota, Metazoa, Chordata, Actinopteri, Cyprinodontiformes, Rivulidae. Bases 72 to 665 code for a protein of 197 amino acids. The transcript has 5 exons.